UCCUCAACCAGAACUUUCAAGGCGGGAUGAUCUCGAAUAACAACUCCCAAGCCUCCGGGCAGGCUGGCAUACCUUUCAGCCCCUUCAUAACCCCAAACUUCACGAUAAACAACGGUUUGAUGGUGCAGAGGAGCAGCGGGGGCUUCAAGUUGGCCAUGGGGGAGGAUGGGCGUUUCGUCCUACAGCACGACCCCACGAUGAACCACGAUCUCCAGUCGCAGCUGAUCCUCCAGGGGAUCAUCGGUCUUAACGGCGGAUUAGUCCUGCAGCCGUCCAUAGAUCAGCAGACUGUCCAACAAACGGUCCAGACGAUACAGCAGCAAAGCGUGCAGACCAUCCAACAGCAAACGGUCCAGAGCCAGACCAUCCAGACGGUUCAGCAACAGACGGUGCAGCCUCAAGCUGUUCAACAUUCGAUACAGGCCCUCCAGCCUCAGAUACAACAGCAGACGGUGCAGCAAACCAUACAGCAUCAGACGGUUCAGAGUCAGCCCAUUGCUGCGAUACAGCAACCGAUGCAGAUCGUUCAGCCACAACCGAUACACAGCAUGGCCUCGCAGGUGCAACCGACUGUUCACUCCAUACAGUCCCACGUUCACAGCUUGCAGUCGCAGUUGCAGGGUCAGAUUCAUAAUUUACUGCAACAACAACAACAGCAGCAGCAGCAGCAACAACAACAGCAGCAAAAUCACAUUCAGAACCACCAGCCGCAGAGCAUCCAGACCGUUCAAUCCACACAUCAACCAUCGGUGACCAUGACUUCUCUACCGCAACAGUCUCCGGUUCACCACUCGCACCAGAGCCACUCUCAGCCAGUUCUGAAGGUGCAGCCGUUCCAGAAAUCCCAGCUGCCGGUUCAGACUGUCCAUCCGCAACCGGUCCAGUCCGUUCAGCCUCAGCCAAUUCAAGCGGUGCAACCCAUGCAAGCUGUGAAUUCGCAGCAGGUCCACUCCCAGCUACCCAUACAAUCGGUGCAUCAGAACCAGCAGAACAUGGACGGGGGUAACCAGCAGCAACCGACUUCUUACGUUGUUAACUUGACUCCUGAUCAACUUGAACAACUAAAGAGGAACGGUCAACUUACUGUCAAUGGACAGACGAUCUUCAUGCCCAGAUCCAACCAGUUGAACAAACAGACCGACAGUUCGAUGUCGGAGAAGAAGUUGAGUCCGAAGAUUAAACCGGUGAAGAAGGUGCACAAGAUACAGGCCGUUAAGAGUUUAUCACAGGAUAACAUCGAGUCUGUUAAACCGGUUAUUACGAUCAAUCACCAUAAGGAGGUUAAGAGUUCCAUGCACAGCCCACAGAAGAACGUGAUACAGCCUCAGGUUGUCCAGCCUCAACCCCAGAAACCGGCCCAGCCUUCGGCCAUGGUUCAGCCUCAACCGAUGGUACAGUCCCCCUCCCAGAAGCAGAUGGAGAAGAACAAGAUGCAGAACCAGCAGAAGGUCGAAUCGAGCAGCAACCAGGAGGUGGACAAGCUGCUCGGUCAGAUCCUGGAGGAGAGCAGCAACGUCAACAUCGUGACCAACAACGCCCCGCCGCCCAAUAUGCAACACCAGAGGAUACACGCCAUCCAGUUGACGCCGCAGAAGCAGCAGCACCUAAAGAAUAUCCAGAUGCAGAUACAGGCGCUAUCUAGUCAGCUGUCGUCGAGCGGGAACGCGGACAUUCAGAACGCGCUGAAGAAUCUGUUCGCCGAACAGCAGAAGAUUUUGGCCACCGGGAAGCUUUUGCCCCCCGAUAAGGUCUACUAUCACAACAAUCACUUGACGAUUAUCAAUCCGUCCAGCAUGAACUCCCCUCCGCCUGCCACCACUCCGGUCAAGAUCGAGCCUCCCAGUCCGAGUCCCGUGCAGGCUAUGCAGCAACACAGCAAUAAUAACCUCAGGAGGGGAUCUACGGAGCCAGUGCCAACAUAUCAGCAGGUCCCCACACCGGAAUCCCUGCCCAGUCCCAGGGUGCCCAGUUCGAUGCCUCCGUCGGAAACGCAACACCAACACCACCACCAGCACCAGACUAACCAACAGCAGCAGCAGCAGCAGCAAUCCAACAUGUCGCAGAACUUGUUACAGCACAGCCACCAAACGCACACUGUCAAUUCGCAACAUAACGUGAUCAUGUCGAAUCAGCAGCAGCAGCAGCAACAACAGCACCACGGCAAUCAGGCCAUAUUGCCCAAGACCUCCAACGUUGCCACCACAACCACCAGUAUGCCACCCCCAGCUCAGCUGUCCCCGCAGCAACAGUUCAACUCGAUAGCUAAAAAGGCACAACUUAUCGAGGCUCAACUGGCUCAAGAUCAAGCGGGGGCUGUCAAACCGGAUGUACAAACGCCCUUCAAGGAUAAGAAGGACGCUUGCAUCAGAUUGAUAAGGUAUCACUGCAUGGAUCAACCGGUACUCUCUCAGAAGGAUCUCAACAAAGCCGAUGAGAUAUUCGAGCAUACCGCCAAGCAUUUCAUAGCCAAGUACGAUAAGAUGCAGGACAAGUACAAAUAUUUACUCCUAAAGGAAAGCCAGAGGCAAGUCCGAACUUCCGAGCUGAUGAUGUUGGAUAGGCUAUACCUGGCCGAAGAGCAACAGUCGCUGAUGAGGCUGCGCCAGGAGGCCGAAGAGGCGCAAUUCCUCGACCUCAACCCCAUCCAGGAGCCGGAGACGCCGCUCAACCCUCACCAGAACCAGGCGAUGCGGUACCUGCACCACCUGUCCCAGAACCACAACAACCAGCAGACUCAGGGCCAGUACGGUCAUCAGAUGGGGCUCGGUCAGCAGGGGUACCAAUCCACACAUCACGGUGCCAGAAUUUCGGGGCCUCAGCCGCUCCAGCAGAAUCCGCAGGGCGGCCAGCACCAGACCAACCAGGGGCAGGGUCAGAAUAACCACCACCAGACGCUGUCCAGUCAGAAUAACCACCACCAGCAGCCGGGACAGAGCCCUGGUUCGUACCAUCACUUGUCGCAGCAGCCGGCAGACCUGCACGCGGCCUCUAGUCAUCACGUGACCCUGCAGAACCAGGUGGGCUCGAUGAGCAACGAGGAGUACGACGAGUGGACGUGCAUCCAGCGGGAGCUAGGCUGUUUGCCCGGGGACGACCACAAGCAGAACUUCGUGGAGACCGGCAACGAGCACCCGAACAACAACGCCCAUCUAACGACCAAACGUUCGGCCAGUAGCGAUUCACGUCUGGAGACCCUGAAGAGGUUCAGGGUGGAUAAACACCAUAAAAAGACUACGGACGGUGUACAUAACAGUGUUAAUAGUGUUGUACAAAGUGUUAGUAAUAAUUUAUCGCAAAAUACUCAUUUAACGAUGGCAGGUCAGUCGUGCAUGACUAGCCGUUAUCAGAACAUGUUCGAGGGUCAGAGUCAGCACCACGGUUACAGCAGCUUGGAGACCGAGGACGGUAUAGAGGGUAAAAGUCUGGACGAGCAGGUCCAGUCGGCCAUCGAUUCGAUUCUGAAUCUUCAGCAGAAUACGGCGUUGGACCUUGAUAGUAUACUAUCAUGACGGUAUGUAUAAUAUGUGGGAUUCUCUAUUCCGUUUGGCAGAUAUGUGAUCUUCAAUUUAUUGUCGAUGGGACGGUUGUUAAAAUAACUAAAUGAUCCAUGCCGGAAACAAAUAUGGUCCUCUAACAAUCUCAUUUUUCGAUGAUUUGUAUUCGAACAGCAAUAACGAUAUAUAUAUCGAGAUUUUUCCCAGACAAAUAUAACGAGUUUUAGUUUGAAACGAACACAAGGGCAUUCGGCGUUAUUCUAACAACCGGGCCUAUGUAUGGUCUAUUCGAAUCGAAUCUGAGAUUUUAAUUUAUUUUUUGGGUAAGGAUUAUCUGUCUGCUCAACAAUUUUUAAAUAAAUGGAGAUCAGUAUAAUCAGAGCGGUGUGUACAUAUUUUAUGUAAUAAUUUACAAUGGAAGAUUAUUUCGACUCCUACGUAUUUUCUGGAUUCUCCCACAUCUAAAACUGGUAGAUAUACCUUCGGGAGUCUCACUCGUACAGAAAACUGUACUUCAAAAUAUCUAAGAAUCACAAUUUUGCUUUAAAUAAGGAGCACAAAGGAAGUUACCUCAAAUUUCUUCAGAAACGUUUGAAAGAUGUUAAUGGGAAACCUCGUGUUGGGAAUUCCAGAAAGUACGGACGAGAAUUCAGAUGAGCAUUAAUUUAUUGUCGGAACAUACUCAUUUCGAACCCCGGAACGGGGUUUGGAAGCAUGUCGAUCGGUAACUAGGAAUCUAGUGUUUUGUUAUGCCAGUAAGAUUUAAAUUAUUCGAAUAUUCCAAAUGAAGAAGAAUGUACAGCUUUACCACUACUCUGUUUUUUUUUAAAACGAUGUGAUUUAUUUUUGAAUUAUAUUUCUUUUAAUUAUUCGGCUUUUUGCCAAAAUUAACUUAAUUUAUUUUGUUGUUAUUUGAUUAUUCAGGAUGUGAAUUUAUUCGGAGAUCUCUUAGUCAUUGUGAUUGAUUUUUAGAUUUAAAUAUUCUGAUUAUACUGGUGUCCUUCGCUUUUUAACAGUGUUAACAUGCCAUUCGUUUUUUAGAGCUAAACUUAAUUGAUAAAAGUGUACGUUAGGUACAAGAAAUGGUAAAGUGAAUUUUUAAAAAUUUUUGUCAUUGUUAUCAGCUAGGUACCAAGUUUUACGGACACAUUGUAAAUAAAGCCACUCUUGAUGACACUGUAAAAAGCCUCUGUUGUAAAUAUUUUAUUUAUGUACUUAGAUUAUUAUAAUUUUCUGAGGUAUAAUUAUUAUUAAUUAAGACUGACUCAGAAAUUUUGGUUCCUACCAGGAAAGUAUUUGAAAAGAAUAAAAAAUGAUUAUUCAA
Molecule: messenger RNA, 4818 nt
Organism: Coccinella septempunctata (seven-spotted ladybird)
Lineage: Eukaryota; Metazoa; Arthropoda; Insecta; Coleoptera; Coccinellidae
Product: putative mediator of RNA polymerase II transcription subunit 12
Exons: 4
Coding region: 27-3509 (1160 amino acids)
Biological process (GO): positive regulation of DNA-templated transcription
Cellular component (GO): SWI/SNF complex
Source: RefSeq, a predicted model, not a curated record